AACAAACACAAUUUUGCCAAUUUUUCUCCAAAGAGGCGCUACCGGAAAACUCCCUCACCUUUCCACGGAUGCGUCUUGCGACAUUCCCGGGGAAUGUUUUUAGUGCAUGAUUUUAGUGGGUGCUAAGACGGAAAAUUUUGUGUUUUCUUUUUUCGGUGUGAAAAUGGCAAGUGAAUCGUCAAAAAAACCCGCAACAAAGGCCAAGACAGCCGAAGAGGUCUUUGCGGAAUUCCAGAGACUCCGCAAUGAACAGAGAGUCUUGGCAAAUAGAAUAGCUGAAUAUGAAAUGGAUCUCAAGGAGCACAGGACAGUCAUUGAUACCCUAAAGACGGUAGACGAGAGUCGAAAGUGCUUCCGGUUGAUUGGGGGUGUCCUGUGUGAGGGUACAGUGAAGGCUGUCCUGCCCCAACUGACGGAUAGCAAGGAACACCUUGAGAAGCUCAUUGAGACAGUCACGGGGCAACUGACCAAGAAGGGGCAGGAGAUUAAUGACUUCAAGCAGGAGAAUAAUAUACGAAUUGGCACACCUGGUAGUGCCACAGCACCCCCAGAGGAGGCAGAUGCAAAACCCGAUGAUAGCCAGCAGCAGAGCAGGAAUGUUCUUGUGGUGAACAAUUGAUCCUCUGUGUAAUUUACCAACUCAUUUACCUCCUUUGUACGGAUAUUUUAUCAUCUUUUUUUCUUGGCUUAUCUCACACACGCAUUAAACAUCAAGCUCUUUUCGAGUAAAUGAUAAAAAAUAGUUUAA
Lutzomyia longipalpis is the source of this 748-nucleotide messenger RNA. RefSeq names its product probable prefoldin subunit 2 (gene Pfdn2). The coding region runs from base 107 to 619 and encodes 170 amino acids. The record is from RefSeq and is a predicted model, not a curated record. Lineage: Eukaryota; Metazoa; Arthropoda; Insecta; Diptera; Psychodidae. Gene Ontology annotation, cellular component: prefoldin complex; cytoplasm. Gene Ontology annotation, molecular function: protein folding chaperone. The transcript has 2 exons. Gene Ontology annotation, biological process: protein folding.